Durusdinium trenchii is the source of this 369-nucleotide messenger RNA. The record is from the annotation of a GenBank genome assembly. NCBI's taxonomy places the organism in Eukaryota, Dinophyceae, Suessiales, Symbiodiniaceae.
AUGAAGGAGUUGAUUCAGACCUAUGGCCAUGAGAUGCCAGUAGUGUGCAAUCGCCGUGGGAUCUAUGUGAUGGACUACUGGCAUGGAGUAAGGCCGCAAAUCAACGCCGUAGGCGAUUCUCCGGCUGGUUCAGCUGGAGGAGAUGGCGUGGCGGAUGCAGAUGUUCCAGCCGCUUCAGCUGGAGCAGGGACAGAUGAUGAAGCGACGGAAGAGCAAGUUGAUAUGCAAAUUGGUGAGGAACAGAGACAGGCGAUCAUCAAGAGAGAACCGCAUCAGCCUACACAAGCUGAGGUGGACGAACAUGAAGCCACAGGGCGUGUGGUUCAUCGCAGCUGGUGUCUUCAUUGCAAAAGAGCGCGCAACAGCUGA